Tripterygium wilfordii is the source of this 8006-nucleotide messenger RNA. RefSeq lists its product as uncharacterized. The transcript has 16 exons. The record is from RefSeq and is a predicted model, not a curated record. Bases 4037 to 7768 code for a protein of 1243 amino acids. NCBI's taxonomy places the organism in Eukaryota, Viridiplantae, Streptophyta, Magnoliopsida, Celastrales, Celastraceae.
AUGACGUGGUUUGAUUUCAUCUAUGCCCGGUUUUCUUUGUGUUCCUCCUUCACCUGCGAACCAAGUGGAGUGGCUUGGGUAUUUUUUUUGGGUUGUCACCCUGUGAUGCCAGGGGUGUGGUGGCCAGUUGUUUCAUCAGUAUUCUGCGGCUGGAGCAACUCUGAUCUCGCAUUCCGUAAGAUUGAUUGUUCUUUUCUCCUUCCUCCAUUUCGAUUGCUUAAAUGUUUCUGCUUUUUCUCUUUUUAUCUCUCUUUGUUCCUUUGUUUGUGUCUGGUUUAAUUUCUUGUGAGUGCUUUGGAAUUUUGUGGUUGUUCUCUUGUUUUGGUUUUGCCGAAGUCUGUGUGGUGUUUUUUUGUAUAUUUUCUGAUAGUUUUUAGUAGCCAAUUACGAUUUCGUUUUGUUUACAGAUUGGCUUCCUAUGAGUUGUUGGAAUGGUUUUUUUUCGAUGGGUUCGUGCGAUUGGGGUGUUUCUUGCGGUAGUUUGGUGUGUCUCUUUGUUCCUUUUUUAUUUUGGGUAAGCAGAUGAUUCUGACUGCCUUUUUAGAUCCGCAAAUGGUUACAUGAAAGUGAGUUUCUUGCUCUAAUAUUUGCCUGGUUGCAAGCUUCUAUUAGGGAGGACAUGUUUGGCAUCAUAAUCUUUUAUCCCUCUUAGUUCCUUUGUUUAUAUUUUGUUUAACUUCUUGUGGGUGCUCUGAAUUCUAUAGUUGUUCUCCUGUGCUGGUUUUGUCAAAUGUCUGGGCGGUGCUUUUUCUUGGCUUUGGUGCUUAUUUCUUUGUUGAUUUUCUUGAAUGAACCCUACAAGGGGUUGAGCAAGUACUCUGUUUGGACCAUUCAUAAAAUUUGUUCAACAACUCCUACUAUCUGAGUUUUUUCCUGAUAGUUUUUAGCAGCCAGUACUCUGUCUACGUAUCGGUUUAUACAUUUUCUUUUUCUCUUUUUUUUUUUAUUUCUGGAAAUGAAAUUUCAGGUCUGAGAUUAAGCCAUUAGAGGUGUUAUGAAAUCAGGUAUAUGAAAUUUUCAACUUCCUUUGCUAUUUUUUCUCCUUUGGUGAUAUUACUUGGAGGUCUUAUGGAUCGGUUUCUUCUCUUGGAAUACCUGGAGACUGGAUUUGGAUAUAUGUCAUCUUUUUUUCGUGUGUGAUCCACAGCUUCGAUUGUUUAAGCCAUAAAUUAUUCUAAAAAUGCGAGGUUUUGCAAUGCUUUUGAACUGCAAUUGAAGCUGUUGAUGAUUCUUUAGUAGUGACAAGAUAGGAGUGGGGUUGGGAUAGAGAGGGAGAGAGGCAAAGUUGAGAUUCCAUUUGGGUGGUUUGCUUAAGAUGUCAGCAUGAACCAUGAAGCCUCCAAGCAGUGAAAUUCGUCCGAAGAUCAUACGACAAUGGUGUUGGUGCAGGAGGAUGGGAAUCGUUACAAGAAUUGUCCAUUCGGACUCUGCAUGUGCAUGGUUUUCACGGUGUAUUCUUAAAAGGAAUCUAGGUCAAAACUUCUAUAAAUGCUCUGUCAGACAGGUAAAUUGAUUUCUAUUCAUUUCUAUUUUUGCUACUGUGAGUUUUUGGAAAUAGGCAAGUUGAGUUAUGCCGACAUUUCAUCUUUUACGGUGAGUAUGAGCUUGGUAUAUAUCAAAUGCCUCAAGCAGUAGUGGGAUUAUAUUGAAUAUGGAGAAUGUUUAACUUGUGAAUGGAGUUUAAUUAGGAAGAUUAUUUAUUUUUGCAUUAACAAGAAAAACAGUAAAAGCUAGUGAAUUUUUGGAGAAACUGAUAAAAGUAGCCGUUUUAGAGCUGUAACUAGCAAUCCUAAGGGUAAUUAUGUCAAAACUUCACAUUUUCCAAUAAAACACUGUAUUGCCCUCUCCCUCUCUGACACAUUUUUUGCAUCAUUCUUCUCUCUUCCAUCCCUUGAAUAAUAAAAGCAAUUGUCAAAUCAAUAAAUAUUUGUUUACAUUUAACAAAAAAUUUAUGUGUGUUUAGCCAUUCCCUUUUGGGAACAUGAAAAGCCAGAGUUUAUGUUCAUGUAUUUCGUACUCUUUUCCGUAGAUACAUUUAUUUUCAAAAGGCGCACAUAUUGGCUAUCAUUCUCUAAUGACUACAUAUUAUGGUGAAAUCAGCUUUCUCAAUGGUGAUGCCCGCUUGUUUUCUAUAGUCUCUCAAAUGGUUUGAGCGGCGCCAAAUUCUAGGUUCAUCUACUCUCGCGGCUAUUCCAUCGUCAUCAACUGGUAUGGCUUUCGCAGUCCUUAUUUUACCUAUUUUCCUGAACUUGGGUUUCUAUCUACUAGGCAACCUGAUUCAGCGCCUUCAAAACUCUCUCGAUAAUCACUUCUCCAGCAGAAUCAUCCGCAAUUCGUGUGGUUUACUCUGCCUCUGGUAUCAUUUUUUGAAUAUUUAUGAGCUUUUUUCGUUUAUUUUUUUCCCUGGGUUGUGAUACCAAGUUUUGAGGGUGACAAAGAGACCAGGCGAGUGCUGGAACUUUCGCCUCUGUUGGGAUUAAUACAGUUAUAUGCUUCCAUGCGGGUUAUUGGGGUUCAAGCGGUUUGAGUCCUAAAUCUUCAUAUCUAGGUCUUUUGCUUGGCAGUUACAUAUUAUGUCGUUUGAUACUUCUUUGAUAUGGCUAAAUUAAUAGAUACUUACAGUGUUAAUUUCAGCCCUUAUUUUUCAAAUUUACUGGGUUCCCUACUGAUAAGAUGUUCUUUAACUCAGGUCCCUAUUUGUUCUUAAGGUUUUCAGCUGGAGAUUUGGUAUUUCGACAUUCUCGCUUAUACUAUGUGGCUGUCUCUCUCUCUUGCUUCGGUGUGAUUUGAUGUUAGGGAAGAAUUUUCGUUUACCUUGAUGUGCUCAUCCUGUAUGACAAUAUGUGGGAUGAUGGGAUUUCUUUGGGGCCAAAAGAGGUGCACAACUACUUGACUCGGGUAUGAAUGCAUGCCUUCAGAAAUUGUUGUGGUGGUUUCAAUUCAAUCCCAGGGGAUAAGAAAUUGCGACGGGCGGCUGGGAUUUUUGCUGGAUCCAGAUGUGGCCUACUUCUUUUGUUCUGUUGGUGGCCACGGUUGCCUCGGCCUAAAGACAUAGCAAGGAUACUAGUGUGGAUUCAAUAGCAUUGUCAGUUAGAGCCAGCUCUUUCCUCCCUAGGACAGCUAACUUUGUGCUUGCUGGUGCCCUAAUGCUGCAAAUAUGUUAAUUGUUAGAUUCUUUGCAAAGAAGGUUGCCGCUAGUCUUACGAACGUUGCUUGUGCUGUCGUUGAAGAACUUAGCCCGAUGGACAAAACAUGGAUUGAUUUGCCAAAUAGGAUGUGUGCGGAAUAUGUUAAUGGGAUUGAUCAAUUCCUUACAUAUGCAUACACCAAUUUGGCAGAAGAAGUUAGCAUCAAUUGUCCAUGUAGGAGAUGCGAGAAUCGCUUUUAUUUGUCCAAACUAGUUGUGUGUGAUCAUCUUAUUUCAUUCGGUUUCUUGAAAAAGUACAAGAACUGGGUCAACCAUGGAGAAUCUUAUGUCUCAUUUCAUGGUAACCAAGAAAAUGAAAAUUUUCUUGACAUGGACAAUGGGGACGAUAUGAUUGGAAUGAUUCAUGAGGCAAUGGGAAUUCCAGUUGUCGGUGAUGACGAUGUCAAUGAUGCACUACCUGCCAACGAACCCCAAGCAGGGCCAAAUGAUAAAACUGCAGAAUACUUUAGGCUUCUAGAAAAUGCGCAAACUGAAUUGUAUCCGGGUUGUAAUAGCUUUACAGUAUUGUCAUUCAUUGUCCGGCUAAUGCAUACGAAGGUUCUAAGUGGGUGGACAGACAAGUCUUUUACCAUUUUGCUUGAGUUAUUAAAUGAGGCUUUCCCUGAGGGUGUUAAACUUGCAAAGUCAUACUAUGAAGCGCGGAAGCUAACUGAAGAUUUAGGCUUCACGUAUGAGACAUGGGAUGCAUGCCCUAAUAGUUGUAUGUUGUUUAGAGGUGAAGAUGCCAAGAUUGACAAAUGUGUAAUAUGUAAUAGUUCAAGAUGGAAACAGAAUGCUUGUACUUCAAAUGAGGUUGAUGGAGAUGGGAAGCGAAUAGCGAUGAAAUAGAUGAGGUAUUUUCCUCUAAGGCCGAGAUUACAGAGGCUAUUUAUGUCUUCUAAAACUGCUAAGUUUAUGAGAUGGCAUGCUGAAGAAAGAUUGAAUGAUGGCAUUUUAAGGCAUCCAACUGACUCACUUGCAUGGAAAGAUUUCGAUCAGCGCAACAUAACUUUUGCUGAUGAGGUACGUAAUGUUCGGCUUGGAUUGGCAUCUGAUGGGUUCAAUCCAUUCAGGACGAUGAACAUAGUUCACAGCACAUGGCCCGUAGUAUUAAUCCCGUACAACUUUCCACCAUGGAUAUGCAUGAAGCAGCCUUAUUUGAUUUUGUCUGUGCUUAUAGACAGUCCAAAGGGACCCGGUGACAAAAUUGAUGUCUAUAUGCAGCCAUUAGUUGACGAGUUGAAGAUGUUAUGGGAUGAAGGCAUACAAACAUUUGAUGCAUCAUGUAAUCAAAUGUUUCAAAUGCGAGCAACAUUGCUAUGGACAAUAAAUGAUUUUCCUGCAUAUGCAAAUUUGUCAGGAUGGAGUACGAAAGGAGAAUAUGCUUGUCCUUGUUGCAAUAGUAACACUCAAAGGUGUUGGUUGAAGCAUGGGAAAAAGUUUUCCUAUAUGGGUCAUCGUCGUUUCCUUCCUAAUAGUCAUAAAUUCCGAAAGGAUAAAUUAUCAUUUGAUGGUAAACGUGAAUGGGGAUGUAAGCCUGAAAGGUUGUCGGGAGAUCAACUAUUGCAACAAUUAGAGAAAGAAGGCAUACUUACAGAAUACAAGAGGGCUGACCUUGAGGAAAGAAAUAGAAGACAAGCUCAUAAAGAAAGAGGUGUGACCCGACAGCAUAACUGGAAGAAGAAGAGCAUAUUGUUUGAAUUGCCUUAUUGGAAGCAUAAUCUUAUAAGGCAUAAUCUCGAUGUGAUGCACAUAGAGAAGAAUGUAUGUGACAAUGUAUUGUGGACACUAUUGGGAACUGCAGGUAAAUCAAAAGAUAAUUUGAAUGCCAGGCGUGACCUACAAGAGAUGAAUAUUAGGAAACCCCUACACCCUUUGCCGUCAAGCUCUAAUAAAUUGUAUUUGCCUCCGACACAAUUUGCACUGACAAAAGAUGACAAAGACGUGCUCCUUAAAGUGCUAAAAGAAGUGAGAGUCCCAGAUGGUUAUGCUUCUAAUAUAUCACGCCGCGUGCGUUUGCAGGAUAAAAGCAUUUGGGGUCUCAAAAGUCAUGAUAGUCAUAUCCUAAUGCAACAACUCAUUCCUCUGGCUAUACGAAAAACCUUGCCCAAGAAUGUAGUUGAACCCUUAAUUGAAUUGAGCAACUUUUUUAGGCAAUUGUGCUCCAAGAUGAAUUCUACAGUGGACUUGGAAUAUCUCAAGGAGCGGAUCACUCUUACACUUUGUCACUUGGAAAAAAUAUUUCCACCAGCCUUUUUUGAUAUAAUGGUCCAUUUGCCUAUACAUUUAGCAGAAGAAGCUUUGAUUGCUGGGGCUGUACAAUUUCGGUGGAUGUAUCCGAUAGAGAGGUAUCUUCUUACUUUGAAGCAAUAUGUGCGCAAUCGUGCUCGACCCGAGGCUUCAAUGGCUAAGGGUUACUUGAUGGAAGAGUGCAUGAAUUUUUGUGCACAAUACCUUCAAGACGUUGAAACCAAGUCCAACCGUCCAGCAAGGAAUUAUGAAGGCAGUGAGAACAUAGGCCACGCAGUUGGGGGGGAAAAUACUUUUAUACUUGAUGAUAACACAUUGGUGCAAGCUCAUCGGUAUAUUUUGUUCAACACUGAAUCAAUAGAAGAUUUCAAAGACCAGCACAUUGAGGUUGUUAAGAAUAGAAUGCCUGGUGCAGAUGCCCACCAGAUCCAGCGUGUUCACUUUGAAACAUUCCAUACAUGGUUUAUGGAACAUGUUCAAAAUUUACGAAUGACAAGUGAUGUCACAUUUUCAGAAGAAAUUAAUAGAUUGGCAGAUGGUCCACAAAAUUUGGCAAGGAGGUUUAAGGCCUAUGUUAUAAAUGGGUGUCGUUUUCGUGUAAACGACGUAGACAAACGUCGAGCAACUCAAAACAGUGGUGUAGCGUUAAAGGCUGCAACCAUGAGUUACGCUAGUCGAAAAGACAAGAAUCCCCGUUUGGGUGCUGUUUAUUACUAUGGGCAAUUGACCGACAUUAUUGAAAUCCGAUACACAAAUGAUAUGAAAUACAUUUUAUUCAAGUGUGAUUGGGUUGAUAACAAUGUGGGAAAGAUGGAAGAUCCUUUCAAGUUUACAUUGGUAAACUUCAAUCACUUGUUGUAUCGGGAGGAUCGAGUCACCAAUGAACCAUUCAUAUUAGCAUGUCAAGCCGUGCAAGUUUGGUACGUUCCAGAUCCUUUAGAUCCAGCAUGGCAAGUAGUUGUCAAAAUGACUCCAAGAGAUCUUUUUGAUAUGUCUUCUAAUGAAGCAAUAUGUGAUCCAUAUGUGAGCCAACAAUUGGAUACGAAUGACACACCUCGUCAAGCAGAAGCUGGAUUAUCAAAGACCACGAUGCCGAAGAGAAGGGCUGUCCGUCCAAAGACUAUGUUUGAGUUACUUCGUGUACGUACAUCUCAAUCGAACAAUACAAACACCUCCUCACCAACAACCUUGCCACAAUCACAGCAGCCACCGUCACUAACACCACCAACCCUGCCACAACCACAGCAGUCAUCGUCUUCUUCAGGGUUCACAUCUCAAUCGGUAAAUGAAUCACAGUCGACUAAUGAGUUUGGUCCAACAUUGUCUAACUCGACUCAUACACGAGGUACUGCAAAGGGCAUAAAGGAGUGGGGUACUGGAGUACAAAUUAAGGUUGACUUUGAUGACAAAUUCCAACCAGUGGGCAAGAACGCUGCAGCAUUAAACGGGCAGCUAGGACAAAUAGUAGGAAAUGGGCGUAAAGUUUCCCUUACGUAUGCUGAUUGGCCUGCCGUACCGGAUAAUAAUGUCAACAAAGAUAUUUGGGAUGAGGUUAAGGAUAACUUGGUCGAUGUUCCGGAUGGUUAUAAGGAAGUAUGCUUACGGUCAUGUAAUAUGCUGUGGAAGGAUCGAAAGUCUAAGUUAAAGAGAAAAUGGUUUACACCUCAUAUGGAUGACCCAGACCUUAGUUCUAAAGUUCCAAAGAACAUUGUGCCUGAUCAAUGGAGAGAGUUAGUGGAGUACUUUAGAAGUGAUUAUGCAAAGGAUGUAGCUGCUCGAAACGCAUCCAAUAGGGAAAUGAGAGGCCCAACCCAUACAACUGGAAGAACACACUUUGCCCAAAUACGAGAUAGGAUGGCAAAAGAAGGAAAGUCCACUGACAAGUUUAGUGUAUUCAUAGAGACACGUGACAAGACUGAUUCAGAUGUGAAAGAGCUAAUUAAGGAAUACGAACAACGGCUGUCUGAUUAUGCUGAAUCUGAACGAAUUGUAGCUAUUCGAGAUAAAAUCUUCCACGAACUAAUGGGAGAGGAUGGGCACGAAUAUUGUCGGACAUAUGGUUCUGGAAUUCAUCGCAGUGCGGUAUAUGAAAGGGAUAAGCAGUCAUCAUCCAUUUCAACUAAUGAUAUGAUAUCUACCGAGAUUGCUAGACAAGUCAACGAGGCAUUAGCGAAGGUGAAAGAGGAGUUCAACAAAGAGGUGGAGGCGAUGCGUGCUAGGAUUAUAUAUUUGGAAUCUGAGAGGGGACAUCAUGUAGAUGCAUCUGGACAGGCUCAAGAUGCGACUAGUGUAAGGGAGUCAGUAGGAGAUGGUAGUACUCCAAGAUCAUGAGAGUAAAGUUGCAACAUUAGUCAUAUCUUGAAUGAGGAUUAUAUAUAUCUGUUAUGUUGUUUAAACAAUUUCUGGAUAUAUAGAGAUGCUAGCUAGCUAGUUGAUGAGGAUUUAAUUAGUAUGACUUUUUUUGAUAUGAACAUAAUGAUUUCAUGUUGUUUUGCGUUUGUGUUUGUAUGACUUAAUGGAUAUUGUUAGUUUCAUGAAUUUUGAGUGUAGAUGGGUAUUUGUGAUUGAG